UUGAUUGUUUAUUUUUUUUGAAACUUUGCAGCAUUAGUUACAAAUGACAAGAGUAAAGCUCCCGAACAACAGGAGGCGGUGCCAAACGAGGGUUGAAUCAGGUCAAGAGCGUUUGGCGCGAAAAUGACGCCGUCAGCCGGACUGCGCGCGCAGCCGGGGACCCGCAGGUCCGGUGACCGAGUGUUUUUUGAAAACUCGGAGCGGGGCCGCUAUUGGCCUAAAAUGGCCACGUGACUAACGGUCGCGGGAAAGCCGCAGUGUUGUGGCGUGUGCGCGGGUCGAGUGACUGGGAGAGGCGUGAGCCGAGUAACCGACACCGUCGUGCACACGAUCGGCCGCCGGACCGUCCCUCAAAACCUGCCGUUAGUUUGUGUCACCCAGACUGGUCUCGGGUCUGUUCUGCCCGAGUUUGGGCCGCCGCCGCCUCUCGUUCUGCCUCUGCCCGAGCUGCUGGUUUCCAGUCGACAUGAGUUUCCGCCGAACCUGUCUGAAGGCCGGCACCAGCCCCGGCCCGGCCUCCCGCUCCCUGGUGCAGAAGCUGAACUUCUCCGGCAGCGACGAGGAGGAGGAGGACGGCGGUAACAGCACCGAGGAUUCGGCCUUCCAGGAGUCGCCGGACCCCGAGCGCAAGUACGGCGAGGGCGCUGACGGCCACCGUGCCGAGGACGAGGAGCUGGAGAUGGUGAACCUGAGCUGGGAGGACGGGUUCGUGAGCAGCCCCUCCCCCCUGAAGGGCCGCCGCGACUACCGGGACCGCCGAGACAUGGAGGAAUCCUCCAGCUCGCCGCUGCGAGAGGGCGGCGAGCGCGAAGAGUGCAGCUCCCCGAUCCGAGAGGGCGGCGACCAGGACGAGUGCAGCUCCCCCAUCCCGGACUGUCCCGACACUCCCCCUCAUAAAACCCUGAGGAAGCUCCGGCUCUUCGACACGCCGCACACCCCCAAGAGUUUAUUAUCCAAAGCAAGGGUUGCAAGUUGCCUGGGUUCCAGCUCAGUUAGACGUCGAGGAGGGGCACUUUUCAGGAAUGUUGAGCAGUCUGAGAAAAUGCCAUGUGAUUACAAGAAUAAGCCCCCCCAUGUCAACAUUAACCCGUUUACACCAGACUCCAUGUACUUCCACUCUUCUUCAUCUGUGCACUGUCGAAGAAGGAAAAGGACGUAUUGGGACGGGUUUCUGUGCAGAGAACUAAUGGAUGGAAGUGAUGGGGAGCUUGAUGAUGAAAGUAUCCGGCCAGCAAAGAGAAUUCCAAUUACUGAAAGCAAUAUGAAAUCGCGAUAUACAACAGAAUUCCAUGAGUUGGAGAAGAUUGGAUCUGGAGAAUUUGGUUCUGUUUUUAAAUGUGUGAAGCGACUCGAUGGCUGUAUUUAUGCCAUAAAACGCUCGAAAAAGCCAUUAGCAGGUUCAGUUGAUGAACAGAAUGCUCUACGGGAAGUCUAUGCACAUGCAGUCCUAGGUCAACACACACAUGUAGUUCGCUAUUAUUCGGCCUGGGCAGAAGAUGACCAUAUGCUCAUUCAAAAUGAGUACUGCAAUGGUGGAAGCUUAUCAGAUGCCAUAGCAGAAAAUUACAGGAAUAGGCGAUAUUUUAAUGAGCCAGAGCUAAGGGACCUGCUACUACAGGUUGCACGAGGUCUAAAAUACAUUCACAGUAUGUCCCUAGUACACAUGGAUAUAAAGCCAAGUAACAUAUUUAUAUCCAAAAAAUUAGUAACUAAUUCUGUGGCAGAAGAGAUGGAUGAUGAUGACUGUAUAUUGUCGACAAAUAUUGUAUAUAAAAUAGGUGACCUUGGACAUGUUACUCGUGUAUCCAAUCCUCACGUGGAAGAAGGAGAUAGUCGAUACCUGGCCAAUGAAGUACUACAAGAGGAUUACAGAUAUUUGCUAAAAGCAGAUAUCUUUGCUCUAGCUCUCACUGUUAUAUCUGCUGCUGGUGCAGAGCCAUUGCCAAGAAAUGGGGAAAAAUGGCAUGAAAUACGACGAGGAAAGCUUCCUACAAUUCCACAAGCAUACUCCCAGGAAAUUUUGGAUUUAUUGAAAUUAAUGCUUCAUCCAGAUCCAGAGAAACGACCCACAGCAGGAGCUUUAAUCAGACAUUCAGUGCUGCUUCCGACUGCAAGAAAAAGUGCUGAUCAACUUCGGUUAGAACUAAAUGCAGAAAAAUUCAAAAAUGCACUGUUGCAAAAAGAAUUAAAGAAGGCACAAAUGGCAAAAGCAGCAGCAGAAGAGCGAGUGUUGUUUACUGACCGAAUGACAACAAGGUCCACAGUGCAAAGUAACAGAAAUACUCGGAUCAUUGGGAAAAAGAUGAACCGUUCUGUCAGCCUUACAAUUUACUGAAAUUGUGUAGCUGGUUGUAACCAAUUUUAUCUUAUUUUUUAAAAUUUGGAUUUUUUGUGGCAAGUCAUUGGCAGUUUAGUUAUCACACAACUGUAGGACCCGUUAAGGAUACUCGUACCUGCAAGAUUUUAUUGAGAUGUAGCAUUUCUGCUGCCUAUGGAGUCUUAAUUUUUUCUUUUAUUUUUGGAUUUUGGGGUUCCUUUUGAAUAAAAAGGACAGAUUGAUUAAAGAAUAUAUUGGGACAUUUUAUUGAGUGGCUCAUGCACCAUAAGUUCUGUAAAUUUUCUGGGGUUUAGAUUUUAAACCCACGUUUUGUACAUUGGGAGUAUGUACUGUAACCAUGUUAUACAUUGUACUGGGAGCACUUUGUAGACAUUUGAGAUCCAUGGCAAGAGCCUGUGGGUGAACUUGUCUUGAGAAAACCGCUGCUAUAUUAGUCAGUGUUGUACACUUGCUGUAAAAUUUAUUAGCAUUUUAAACAAUCAUUGCUGUAUUAGAAAUAGGCUUUUUGGAAUAUAUUUUUAAUUAUGUGAUUUAAGGCAACUAACAGUUGUUCACCAUUUAUACUUGUGUUUAAUAGCAGUUUUUGUUUUAUUAAGCUAGUGCAUUGUAGAAAAACAUUGCACCUUGUGUUUCUUUAAGUGUUUCUAUUUACUAUACUGUAAAUUGUGGACUGUCACCGUCUUGUCCAAUAAACUGUACA
Mobula hypostoma (lesser devil ray) is the source of this 3038-nucleotide messenger RNA. RefSeq names its product WEE1 G2 checkpoint kinase (gene wee1). Gene Ontology annotation, biological process: negative regulation of G2/MI transition of meiotic cell cycle; protein phosphorylation; mitotic cell cycle. The record is from RefSeq and is a predicted model, not a curated record. Bases 467 to 2335 code for a protein of 622 amino acids. Gene Ontology annotation, molecular function: non-membrane spanning protein tyrosine kinase activity; magnesium ion binding; ATP binding. Gene Ontology annotation, cellular component: cytoplasm; nucleus. The transcript has 11 exons. NCBI's taxonomy places the organism in Eukaryota, Metazoa, Chordata, Chondrichthyes, Myliobatiformes, Myliobatidae.